Molecule: messenger RNA, 1101 nt
Organism: Hyaloscypha bicolor E
Lineage: Eukaryota; Fungi; Ascomycota; Leotiomycetes; Helotiales; Hyaloscyphaceae
Product: npp1 domain-containing protein
Exons: 3
Coding region: 278-997 (239 amino acids)
Source: RefSeq, a predicted model, not a curated record
CAAAACCCCCCAGUGAAAGGGGCCACCUUCUACAUUUAAUUACAGGGGGGAGCGAGGGAGGGUGAGUAUGGACAGAAACUUCCAGGGAAUCCUAGAGACGUGAGGAAGAAAGAUUUCACGAUUGGAAAUGGGGCGAACUGCCGGGUUCGUUUCUCGAUUCAAGCAUUGAUUUCCGAGAUCGCCGUUGCUCAGGAUCUUGAUAUAAAGCUCGCGUUCUACCCAUCAGGCUCGUCAACGGCUCCCUUCCCGCCGUCCACCAAACCACAUAUUUUUCAUCAUGGCUGUCUUGUCAAGAUUUUUGCAAUUGACCCUCGCCCUUUUGGCUACCGCUACUGCAACUCCAAUUGAACGCCGUGGAACCAUUGCCUCCGACGAAAUUGUUGGCUUUGCCCAGACAGUUCCCAGUGGGACAGUUGGUAGCGUCUAUUUGGCAUACAAGCCAUAUCUCUACGUCUACAACGGCUGUGUUCCAUUCCCUGCGGUUGACGCAGCAGGAGACACCAAUGCUGGUUUAAAGCCAACAGGUGCAUCCGAUGGUGACUGCAGCAGCAACACCGGGCAAAUCUACGUCCGUGGCACGACGUAUGGAAAUUACUAUGCCUUGAUGUAUUCUUGGUACAUGCCCAAAGACGAGCCCUCUGAUGGACUCGGCCACAGACACGAUUGGGAAGGAGUCGUCGUCUGGCUCGCGAGCUCUACCAGCACCACCGCCUCCAAUAUCCUGGCCGUUUGCCCGUCAGCACAUGGCGGCUGGGACUGCUCUACCGAUGGCUAUUCACUUUCUGGCACCGGCCCAUUGAUCAAAUACGAGAGUAUUUGGCCUCUGGAUCACUCAAUGAUGCUCACUACCACUGUUGGCGGUCAACAGCCACUGAUUGCUUGGGAGUCACUUCCAACUGUUGCCCAGACAGCCCUUGAUGACACUGAUUUCGGAAGCGCUAUUGUUCCUUUCAUUGAUGCUCGCUUCGAUACCAACCUUGCGAACGCGUCGUUCUAAUUCAAAUUGCGGGAGAGUGGGGAAACUUGAAUGCAUCUUGACCAUAUUGAGAAGACAAGUUCGACUACUGCUGUUUCAAAUGUAAUUUUAAUUACUGAACCGGG